AUGGUUGUCGCAGUGAGCAGGAAAAGGAACAGGAACGAGAGGCCCCAGUAUGGGGAACUCCACUCGUCGGACGUGUCCGAUUACGAUGAGGUGGAGGAGUCUGAUUACGAGUCUGAGGACGAUCAGCCUCGUAAGAAACAUACCAAGAGUACCGUUCAACGCCCACAACAAGUAUUGGAAAGUGAAGAAAACUCUUUGUUCAAAGCGUUGUCGAGCCCGGUUGUGGCCGUAUCAGAAUUGGCACUCGAGUGGGUUGAAUCAUACAUGGCGGAGGAAGACACCGAAGGCGUGAACUCAUUCAUGAACAUGUUCAAUCUUCUUUUAAAAGCUGUGGGAUGCAACGUUCCAGUUCAAGCUCAUGAUAUUAUCAGCCCCGACUCGGCAGUUGCAACUGUGAACGAGCUUAGUAUUCACUUCGAAAAGCAGAAAUACCAUGAGAAUCCAUUUGCCUCAAACAACAAGGAUGUGAAACAUUUCCAGAAGAACGUUUUGGAAUUUUUCAGUGAAGUUAUCUUUUAUGCCCACGAAAAAGGCUGCUUAUAUCAAGAGCUCAUAGACGAGGGCCAGACUGUUCUCUCAUCAGACUUCAUGACGUCUUUAAUACUGUGGUUCAGUGCCCUCAGUGCUAGUAAUUUGAGACCCUUUCGUCAUGUGGCGACUGUUGUGACACUAAAUAUAGUCACUCAACUAUGCCACCAGGCCGCUUCUCUUGAGGUGUCUCUUGAAAGGCAGGAAAGACAGUUGAACAAUGCAAAGAAUAGCAGCAAUAAGUCUAAACUGAAGCGCCUGAAAAUUGAGGUAAUCCAGAAUAACAUUGACAGAACAAACAUCAAGAUAGGUACUAUUAAUGAGUAUUUGGAUGAGGUUACAAGAUCUGUGUUUGUUCAUCGUUAUAGAGAUCUCGACAGCACAAUCAGAGUCGAAUGUUUACACGCGUUGGGCGACUGGAUGGUUUCCAACCCUGCUUACUUUCUUCUGUCGGCGUACUUGCGCUAUUUCGGCUGGCUUUUAUCAGACCCAACAGAUGCCGUCAGGGACGAGGUUGUGAGGUCUCUCCAUCGCCUAUACAAAUUUCUGAAAGGGUCUAUUGAGAAUAUGGCCUUCAGCUUCAGAAAAUUCACGAAGCGUUUCCAACAGCAACUCAUCAAUAUGAUUUGGAAAGAAAACUUGGCAAGUAUCAAGAUUAAUCUUUUUGCAAUUUACUCCGAGCUUUUGAAAAUCGGUUUCCUUCUGGAUUCAGAUAAAAGUCGAAUUUGUUCGUACGUUUUUUAUCUUGCAGAAUCAGAACUUCAUCAUAAACAAGUCGGCACCAAACUUAAAGCUGAAUGCAGCCGAUUUAUUACCAUAGCAUGUAUUCAGGCCACUGAAUCUACCGUUGACAAACAUUCCAAGUAUUUCCAGAAGUCAUCGGGACCCAUCAACACCAAUAACAUAGCUGGUGUUUAUAAGCUCAAGUACCUCGCUGCAUUUUUCCAAGAGUCAAUAGAUGAGUAUUCGACGAAGCGCCCUCAUUUAUUCAUUGACGAACCGAGUGUGAGCUCAUGGAAGAUGCUUAAAGGUGUUUUUACGGAUUUGCAAAUCAUGCCCGAAUGGGCUGGUGAGUGGGAGUUGAUUGUGAAAUACUUAUUCUUCGAUACAUCAGCAUUAAUUGUCGAAGGUGCAUCAGAUAAGGAGACAGCCUCUAUAAGAGAUAGCCUAGAACUAUCUCUGAAGGACCAGCAAUUUUUUGUUUCAUUUUUGUCGGGCAGCGUCGAUUCUUCGUUAAACGGCAAAUCUCGCAAGGGGUUGGACACAUCCGAAGAUUCACCCGUCAACAUGGUACCCAAAUUAGCCUGUCAUUUAGCAGAUCUUGAGGAUUUACUGAGUAAGGUAACCUCGAUGUAUCCUGUUUUUCUCAGAAUCUGGAAUGACUUGCUAGGCUUCAAAUCCGAAUCAAUCCAGGCCGUGUAUGAGCACUCCAAUAGCAUCGAUACCUACAACCUGUUGCAUGGUAGAGUGCUUCAAUACUUUUUGGAAUGCCAGGAAAUGUCAUAUGAUCUUGUUGAGCUUUACAAAGAGUACUUUUCUCUUCUACUAACAUCGUCAGACGAACGCGGACAAAAUUCCAGCAAUGGGGAUACCAAUCAACUUAUCAAUCCUAACGUUUAUCUUAAGAUUGAAGAUACUAUUUUAGCUCUCCUGACAGAAAUAAUGGAGGAUUUAAGUUCAAAAGGAUCAUCGCAUGAUGUUUUUGAAGCAACUCUGGAACAAGAUGAUCCUUUUGUCUGUGAUCAAAAAGAUCUUUGCAACACCUUGAUUGAGAUAUCGAACCCUGUUAAGAAACUCAACAUAAUAGGAGAUAUAAUCAGCAUUAUCAGAUCGGUUGGAGAGCCUCUACUUGACUAUCCCGGCAGUUUACUUGAACUGCUUUCAGUUAAACUACUUUCGAAGUUUAGUUUCCAAACCCUCGUGAAGCUCUGGCCUCGUAACUUGUCCAAGGUAAUUAAGGAUGUAAGUGAAGCCUGGAGUUCGAUACUAGAUUUCGGUCUCAUUUGCCUCUGCUGGAAGCUAGAAGAUCUUAUGUAUUCAUUGAAUGAUGGCACAGCGGAGACUAUCAAUGUUGAUAUCUUCAUGGAUGAUAUGUGUGGUAUCUUCGUUAAUGUUGUUGACUGCUUCAGCUCGUUAAACGAGGUAGUAUUCGAUCCUGAGGAAUUGCCAGGUCUAAGCGAAGACACUAAGUCCUUGAAGAUUGAACUCGCUGAAUUUCUUCACAUGUUCGGGACUAAAAUAGCCGAUUUCGCCACGUCGCUUAAAGCGUUCUAUGAUCGGACGAAACCAAUUCACCGCUUUAGAGACUUCGAUGCUAUGUUUUGCACUUCGGAAAAACUCGGGCCAUUCGUUAACGGCGAGCUUCCAAAGAAUUUGGAAGAUGCGUUGAUGAAUGUCUUCUUAAUAAGAGAAGCAAAGCUUGGCUACCUUUUGGGUGAAGACUUAGAGAGGCUUGAUAACGAGAAUGUCAACUUGGAAGAAUUUUCAGAGGAGCACGAUGAAGUUCAAGAAGACACUUCACCGCAGGAGGUCGUCACCAGAUUUGACACUAGUGACGAGGAAGAUAAUGAAGAGGACGAAGUUAGGGUCGCUAGGGAAACCGCUGAAAGAGAAGCCAGACUGAACGCAAGAUCGUCCAUGCUCAAGUUUAAACUGGACCGAAAAAUUUGGACGCAAGAAAAAUUGCUAUCUGUCUAUUCGAUGAAGCUUCUAGGACUUAUCAAGGCAAAUUCGUUAUCGUCUCAUUCUACGGAACGUUUCAAGCUUAAUGGCCAGAAGCUUGGGCAAACUUUCGGCACUAUCGUUUCCAUGAUGAGCAGCCCUGACCAGGUCAAUAGAGAAAGCGGCUCAUUUGAAGCUACUGAAGAGCAAUCUGCGGUUGUUUCAUAA
Messenger RNA from Candidozyma haemuli, 3417 nucleotides. RefSeq names its product Irr1p (gene IRR1). Gene Ontology annotation, biological process: sister chromatid cohesion. Lineage: Eukaryota; Fungi; Ascomycota; Pichiomycetes; Serinales; Metschnikowiaceae. Bases 1 to 3417 code for a protein of 1138 amino acids. Gene Ontology annotation, cellular component: nucleus; cohesin complex; chromatin. The transcript has a single exon. The record is from RefSeq and is a predicted model, not a curated record. Gene Ontology annotation, molecular function: chromatin binding.